GUCAGGUAGAUAACACGGGAUUCCUCGCGAAGAUGGGACUGAAGAGUUUGUAAUGUUGACAUUUUUUGGCCACAGCGCCGCCUCGCUCUGCUCAACCUGUGAGUGCGCUGACAAUGGUGAUACUGAAAGGGAUUCCCAGCAUUAUAUCCCCCGACCUGCUUUAUGCUUUGGCUAAAAUGGGGCAUGGAGAUGAAAUCGUGCUCGCUGAUGCCAACUUCCCAACUUCCUCAGUGUGUCGCUUUGGCCCUACUGAAGUAAGAGUUGAUGGCCUUGGAAUUCCAGACCUGCUCCAAGCCAUUCUAAAGCUCUUUCCGCUGGACACAUAUGUCAGCUGCCCGGCUGCAGUGAUGGACCUGGUGAAUGAAGAUAAGGUAAAGGGCCUCCAGACUCCAAUCUGGGACAAGUAUCUGGAGUUAUUGUCAAACGCUGGUUUUGCGAAACUGCUGGAAAAAGUCGAGAGAUUUGCAUUUUAUGAACGUGCAAAGAAAUCUUUCGCUGUGGUAGCUACAGGGGAAACUGCCCUAUACGGAAACCUCAUCCUUACAAAAGGAGUGAUUCUUGCUGGAGGAAAUGGCGAUUGAGAAUGUAGCAAAUAGAGGAUAAACUUGGAAUAAAUUUUAUUGAUAAAAGUUGCUGAAAUGCAGAUUAUUGGUUCUAGUGAUGCUGUGAAUUUUUUCCUCACAACAUGGUUAUUUCUGAAUGAUAUCACGAUGAAAUAUGAAAAAAAAUUAUAUAUGCUACAAUUGGAAAUGAAUGCAAUGCACAUAUUCUAAUCUCAACCUGAAUAAAUUACUGGUUCCUGAUUUGAAUGUUAACGAUGAGGAAGGGGCUAAAUAUUGUCACCAUUUACUGUUAGGAAUUGUGAUUAUGAAACAGAUUGGUGGGAUAAUUUUCCAAUGUUAUGAACUGCUACAUCCAAUGAAUAAAGAAACCGUUAAUGAUUAUUAAUGCAGGAUGGGUAAAAUUCAUUUAUACAUCAGUCUGUUUUAAACUCUAGUGCUAUAUAUUUGUGGGGAUUAUGUAACAUCACUUGCAAGUGUUACAAUGAAUUACUGGGGAUGAAUUUAAUUUUAUUUGAAUAGUCUAACUAUUGUAAACAUUAAUCCAAGAACAAAUUCAUAUUGGAAGCCUCCACCUUCACAAACAAUAUUCAGUGAACUGCUUUUGUUUAAAACCAUGUGGGACUCCCCAAGUGUUUGCAAUAACUUUUCAUUAAGACCAUCUUUAUGUAAGCUCAAAUAAAAGUCAGAUCACGCAA
Messenger RNA from Carcharodon carcharias (great white shark), 1258 nucleotides. RefSeq names its product fucose mutarotase (gene fuom). The coding region runs from base 114 to 581 and encodes 155 amino acids. Gene Ontology annotation, biological process: fucose metabolic process. Gene Ontology annotation, molecular function: racemase and epimerase activity, acting on carbohydrates and derivatives; fucose binding. The transcript has 6 exons. The record is from RefSeq and is a predicted model, not a curated record. Lineage: Eukaryota; Metazoa; Chordata; Chondrichthyes; Lamniformes; Lamnidae.